Perognathus longimembris pacificus (Pacific pocket mouse) is the source of this 2144-nucleotide messenger RNA. RefSeq names its product negative elongation factor complex member A (gene Nelfa). Gene Ontology annotation, biological process: negative regulation of transcription elongation by RNA polymerase II. Gene Ontology annotation, cellular component: NELF complex. Lineage: Eukaryota; Metazoa; Chordata; Mammalia; Rodentia; Heteromyidae. The record is from RefSeq and is a predicted model, not a curated record.
CCCCGCCCCGCCCCCGCCCCGCGCCCGCGGCGGCCGCCAUGUUGGGGGUUCCUCGCCGGGGGGCGCCCGAGGGCGUCCUCCUAAGAUGCCGGCGCGCGCGCGCGGCCCGCCCCCAAGAUGGCGUCCAUCGCGGGAGAGCGACACCGGGCUGUGGCUGCACAACAAGCUCGGCGCCACCGACGAGCUGUGGGCGCCGCCCAGCAUCGCCUCCCUGCUCACCGCCGCCGUCAUCGACAACAUCCGCCUCUGCUUCCACCGCCUCUCGUCGGCCGUGAAGCUCAAGCUGCUGCUCGGGACGCUGCACCUCCCGCGCCGCACGGUGGACGAGAUGAAAGGCGCUCUGAUGGACAUCAUCCAGCUGGCCAGCCUGGACUCGGACCCCUGGGUCCUCAUGGUCGCCGACAUUCUGAAGUCCUUUCCUGACACCGGUUCCCUCAAUCUUGACCUUGAGGAACAGAACCCCAACGUUCAAGAUAUUUUAGGAGAACUUAGAGAAAAGGUGGGCGAGUGCGAGGCCUCGGCCAUGCUGCCGCUGGAGUGCCAGUACCUGAACAAGAACGCCCUGGCCAUGCUCGCCGGGCCCCUCACCCCACCCGUGAAGCACUUCCAGCUGAAGCGCAAGCCCAAGAGCGCCACGCUGCGCGCGGAGCUGCUGCAGAAGUCCACUGAGACCGCGCAGCAACUGAAGAGGAGCGCAGGGGUGCCGUUCCACACCAAGGGCAGGGGGCCACUCCGCAAGAUGGACACGACAACCCCCCUUAAAGGCAUCCCGAAGCAGGCCCCCUUCAGAAGCCCCACCACGCCCAGCGCCUUCAGCCCCACUGGGAACCGGACCCCCAUCCCGCCUUCCCGGACGCCACUGCGGAAAGAAAGGGGUGUGAAGCUCCUGGAUAUUUCUGAGCUGGACAUGGUUGGUGCUGGCCGCGAGGCAAAGAGGAGGAGGAAGACCGUAGAUGCCGACGUGGUGGAAAAGCCAGCCAAAGAAGAAACAGUCGUGGAAAACGCCACACCAGACUAUGCAGCCGGCCUGGGGUCCACACAGAAACUCGGGUCUCUGAACAGCGAGCCUGCACUGCCCUCCACCAGUUACCUGCCCUCCACACCCAGCGUGGUGCCUGCCUCAUCCUACAUCCCCAGCUCCGAGACGCCCCCAGCCCCGUCUGCCCGGGAGGCUGGCCUGCAGGCCGGCCGGCCAUCAGAAGAGUCCAGUGCCCCAAGCCCCACGCUGCCAGCACAGUUCAAGCAGAGGGCGCCCAUGUACAACAGCGGCCUGAGCCCGGCCACGCCCACGCCGCCGCGCCCCACCUCGCCCCUGAGGCCCACCACACCUCCAGCCGUCACUCCCACUUCUCAGGCACCCCCAGUGGCCAUGGUGGCCCCCCAGACCCAGCCGACAGCCCAGCAGCAGCCUAAGAAGAAACUGUCUCUCACGAGAGAGCACAUGUACGCUGCCCAGGAGAUGUUCAAAACGGCCAACAAGAUCACGAGGCCCGAGAAGGCCCUCAUUCUGGGCUUCAUGGCUGGCUCCAGAGAGAACCCGUGCCAGGAACAGGGCGACGUGAUCCAAAUCAAGCUCAGCGAGCACAUGGAGGACCUGCCCAAGGCGGACGGCCAGGGCAGCACCACCAUGCUGGUGGACACCGUGUUCGAGAUGAACUACGCCACGGGCCAGUGGACGCGCUUCAAGAAGUACAAGCCCAUGACCAACGUGUCCUAACUGCCGCGCCCCGCCCGCCCGGCUUCGCGUCGUUUCGGGGGCCGGGGGGGCUUUUUAUACUUAGUAUGGGUUACUUUUUCCGUGUGAUUUAAGAUACUCUUUUUGGGUUCAGAACUACAUUUUUGAAUGUAAAGCCAAAAUGACAUCCUGCAAAUUUUAGUGCCUAUUAGACUUCAACCUUUGAUUUUUUUUUUUUUCUUCUUAAAAAAGAAAUUCUACUAGCCUGGGAGGGGAGGGUUCCCCUGCUAGUGUGCCCCCCCCCCAGGCUGAGAGGACCAAAGGCGGCAACUGGUGGGGGUGGGGGCCGCUAAGCCCCCGCCAUGCCUCUCUGGGAUUUCUAUUUGUCUUUGUACAGUUGUAGAGAUUUAAGACCUAUUUUCACUGUAAGAUAUUCCGAGUAUUAAAAGUCUAGCUUUUCUAAAGGAAA